This is a messenger RNA of Charadrius vociferus (killdeer), 4167 nucleotides long. It is a transcript of the gene AHCTF1, whose product is annotated as AT hook containing transcription factor 1. The annotation marks the transcript as partial. The transcript has 30 exons. NCBI's taxonomy places the organism in Eukaryota, Metazoa, Chordata, Aves, Charadriiformes, Charadriidae. The record is from RefSeq and is a predicted model, not a curated record. Gene Ontology annotation, molecular function: protein binding.
AUGCGAGACCUAACAGCUCAGGUAACAAGCAGUCUGCUGCAGUUUCCAGAGGUGACUCUUGAGGCACUUGGUGAAGAUGAGAUCACCCUCGAUUCUGUGCUGUGUGGGAAGUUUUCUGGAGGGAGGAAUGGCCUAGCGUGGUUGGCGCGUGGUCCUCAACUCGAGGUGGUGAACUCAGUGACAGCAGAGCGGCUCUCUGCGUACCGUUUCGGUGGAGUAAAUGAGCAGCCUCCCACUGUUCGUGUGGUGAAGGAGUUUUCGUGGCAGAAGAGAACUGGACUACUGGUUGGGUUGGAGGAAGCAGAGGGAAGCGUUCUCUGUCUGUACGACCUUGGAACAUCACGAGUGGUUAAAUCAGUUGUUCUUCCUGGAAGGGUAACCGCUAUAGAACCCAUAACAAGCCACGGAGGAGCCAGCGUGAGCACUCAGCACCUUCAUCAGAGUCUGCGAUGGCUCUUUGGAGUGGCAGCAGUGGCUACAGAUGUUGGUCAUCUCCUUCUGGUUGACCUUUGUUUGGAUGAUUUGUCUUGCAGUCAGAAUGAAAUUGAAGCAUCGGUGUCAACCCUGUGCUACAUAAGCAGAAGCAAUCAGCUCGUUGUGGGUUUUUCAGACGGCUACCUGUCGCUGUGGAACAUGAAAACUUUGAACAGGGAGCACCACUGUCAGCUUGAAGGAGGAAGGAUUCCUGUCUAUGCUGUCACUUUUCAAGAGCCUGAGAAUGAUCCUCGCAACUGUUGCUACUUGUGGGCUGUUCAGUCUACACAGGAAAGUGAAGGUGAUGUGGUGAGUUUACAUCUGUUGCAGUUAGCUUUUGGUGACAGAAAGCGCUUGGCAUCAGGACAAGUCAUGUAUGAGGGUUUGGAAUACUGUGACGAAAGGUACAGUUUAGAUCUCACAGGUGGAGUUUUUCCCUUGAGAGGGCAGACCAGCAGUACUAAAUUACUCAGCUGUCAGACUGUAGAAAAAUUUCGCAGCCAUGUUGACAGAGAGGAUAGCAUUAAUGAAGUAGUAUCUCCUGACACCAGUGUAUCAAUCUUCAGUUGGCAAGUGAAAACAUAUGGUCAAGGAAAACCGUCUACUUAUUUGGGUGUAUUUGACAUUAAUCGCUGGUAUCAUGCUCAAAUGCCAGACUCCCUAAGGCCAGAAGAAUUCCUUCACGAUUGGUCCUAUUUUGCUUUGUGGUCACUGGAUACCGUAAUAAGCAUGACUUCUCCCAAGCUCCUUUUGGAUAUUCUGGUACAUGAGCGGAGUCUAAGUCGGGGAGUUCCUCCUUCUUAUCCACCACCAGAGCAGUUUUUUAAUCCAAGCACCUAUAAUUUUGACGGAACGUGCUUGCUGAACUCCGGAGUUGUUCACAUGACUUGCAGCGGCUUCCAGAAGGAGACCUUGAACUUUUUGAAGAAAUCUGGCCCUUCAAUAAGUGAAGCCAUUCGUGAUAGCUACAAUAGGUGUCUUGUAGCUGGCUUGCUGUCUCCAAGACUCGUCGACGUCCAGCCAUCCAGUUUGAGCCAGGAGGAGCAGGUGGAAGCGGUAUUGUCAGCUGCUGUCCAGAAAGGUUCUUUAGAACUUCUGACAGGAUGCAUUAAACAUUGGACAUCUGAAGAGCAGCCAAGUUCUGCUGCUUGUUUACGGUUUGUUGUUGAGUGGACAUGGAAGAAAGUGAUCUCUACAAAGGAUGAAUUUCACCAAAUAUGUGUUCCGCUCUUUGAUGGCUCUUGCAACUUCAUUGACCCCCAGACAUUACAGUCUCUUCAGCACUGCCAGUUGCUUUUGAGCAACCUCAGCACAGUCCUAAACUGUUUUUUAACAGAAGCACAAGAGCUUACUGAAAAAGGUUAUGCAGACUUGACCAAUAAGCAGGUGGUAACUAGCCUCAUUUCCUUAUAUGCGCAAGUGGUCAUCUGGUUCUGUCGAUCCGGUCUCCUUCCAGAGGGUCUAGAUGACGGUACGCAUUUGCGUAGACCUUUCUACAAUUAUCCUCUGAUUCAGAGCUACUAUACUGGUCAUCGACAGAAACUUGAGCGUUUAUCAAGGGGAAAGUGGGAUUCUGACUGCUUGAUGAUUGAUGGAAUGGUCUCCCAGUUAGGAGACCAAGUUGAGAAGUUGUGGCGGAGAGAUGAAGGAGGAACUGGGAAAUACCCACCUGCUAGUUUACAUGCACUGCUGGAUCUCUAUUUGCUAGACAACGUUGAAGAAAAUGACAAACAUGCAAUUACAAUUUACUUCCUGCUAGAUGUCAUGCAUUCCUUUCCGAAUAAAACAGAAACUUCAAUCAAAUUCUUCCAAACAGCCUUUGCCAUCCCGUGGGAUCUUGUUAAGCUCGUUCAAGGUUUUUGGCUUCUAGAUCACAAUGAUUAUAAACAUUCACUGGACCUGCUCCUUCACCCAGCUACAAUCCAAACUGUCCCAUGGCAACAUAAGAGAAUUAUUCACUCCCUCAUGUGCCAAGGAGAGCCCAGGCAAGCCCUCAGAUACAUACAGAUGAUGAAGCCAUCAAUGUCAAGCACUAGUGAAGUGCAGCUUUUCCUCACUGUGUUGCUGUCCAAUAGGUGCAUGGUGGAGGCUUGGGGUCUGUUGCGUCAACAUGCCACGACGUCAAACGUAGAAGAUCUGUUAAAACACGUGUACGAAACCUGUCAGGAGAUGGGACUAAUGGAAGACUUACUGAAGCUGCCUUUCACAGACAUUGAACAAGAGCGUUUGGAGAAGUUUUUACAGACCAGCGGUGGUGUUCAGAAUCAUGAAUUUCUGUUAGUGCGCCAUCUGCAGCGUGCCAACUAUACCGCAGCGCUACAGUUGAAUCAGUCAAUGAAGGUUAAUCUUAUGAAUGAUCGUGAUCCUCGCUUGAGAGAGAGAUCAGUUGUUAGAGAUUCUAUAUUAGACCAAUAUGGCAAGAUCCUUCCCCGAGUUCAAAGGAAGCUGGCUGUUGAGAGAGCCAAGCCUUACCAUUUGCCUUCAUUGGUCUUAAGAGAAGUUUCAAGACCAAAGCCAUUAUCAACAGUAACAAAACAAGCUCAUGCAGGAAAUGUCCAUACAAGAGCAACUUUCAUCAGCAAUGUAUUGUCCAAAAUUGGAGAAGUCUGGGCAGGAAAUGAGCAGAAAACCAAUUUCUCACAAAGUGAUAGAAUUUUGAUUGCCACUAAGAGAGCUAAAGUUUUGGCCACAACUGCUUCGACUUUUGCUGGGUUUACUCCUCGGUCGAUUCUCAGAUCCAGCCUUCGCACCACACCCCUAGCAACUCCCUCUGCAUCUCCGGGACGAUCAGUUACUCCUCCUCUGCGAACAAAGGAACCUAGAAUAUCUUUCAGGGAAGAGAACUCGAAUGCAAAAUAGACUGUUGGGGUUACAGAAGAUGAUAAAGCCCUGUCUGGACCUUCAUCUGAGCAUGAUCAUGGAGUGGUGGAGGAUGCUUGGUCUGAAAGUAGAGAUAAAACAACCCAGUUUACUCUGAGCAAUCCUGAGGAUGAUUGUGCUGAAAUGGAAGAAUCUUCAGGAAGCAUAGCUGGAGAUGGUUUGGAGAAAAUGGAUGCCAGCAAGGAGAAUAGUAACUUGUCUGCUAGGUCAGACCAAACUACUUUGGAGUAUCACGAUGCAGAAUCACCCAGCGAUUUUGAGGAUGAUGUCAUCUUUAUAGCUGCUAAACCAGCUGAUUCUUCCACUGAAGAAACUGCCAAUGUUCGAGAAUCGGAGAAGGAAGAAGACAGUGAAAUGGUUGAAGAUAAACCUUUCCAGAUGGAACAGCCAGAUUCAUCGGAACUGAGAAAAGAAACUGGAUUUGUGGAAGAACCAAAUGCUGAAUGUCCUACCCUUCCUGAGGACAGUAAAUUAGUGUUCAAAGCCGCUGAGGCUGCUACUUUGGGGACUGCAAGUGAAGGUGAAACAAACCACCAGGAAUCCCAAACGUCCUCUUCGUCAGAAGAAAAAGCCGUACCAGUUGCACCAAAUCCACAGCUUUCUGAAUCCCCGGAGGCAGACAGUGAAUCUGUGAAAAGGAUUCUUGACAGUGAGGAUAUUGUCAGUAAUCAUUCAGAAAAUCGCCUUGAGGAGAAGUGUAUGGAUUUAACCACAGAAUGUAACCAGGAAGCAGCUGAAGUUGAAGAAAAUAUUCCUUUUUCACAGGAAGAAAUAACUGUUUCUAACAAUUUUACUAAAACUGAGGAAAUGAAC